AGGAGAGGAGGCGUGCGAGGGAAGGACCUUCCUGUGUUGUUCUCCUGCUCUCCCCGUUCCCCGCCUCUGGAAGGGAAGCCCGCCCGGGUCUUGGCUUUCCGCGGGUCUCUUCGGCUCUGCCGGAUUCCCACGAGACAUUGAGGUGCGGCUUGCAAGGGAGAAGCCCUUCCCGUAGCUCCCGAAAACACCCAGCACCUGUCUUAAUGACUUCCAGUAUAAUCUUUUGCACCUGAGCCUUCUUGUGAAUGAGCUAAGCUUUUGGGCCUGAAGCCAAAUAAGCUGCAUCUUUUCCCUGCAAAAAGAGACCCAAAACGAAUCCAGCCCCUUCAAGAUGGAAGUCGUGCCUGAAGAAGGAGGCACGGUGGCUGCUGCGGCCCCCUUGUUUCAAAAUAUGUUCACUUGCGGGUUGCCUGUGGGAAUUAAGAUGGAAGAGGCUGCUCUCGUGAGUGAGGAAGAAGGGGAAACAUUGGCAAAGGCCCCGAAUUUUGACCAGGCUGGGGACACCAGAGGGGUAGGGCCUCAGCUAAUUAAACAGGAACCAGAAGAAAGGUUGGCUCAGCGUUGGGAAGCCCAGUGGCAGGAAUUCCUGAAGACGCUGCAGCCCCCUCACACAGGAGGGGGUGACCCACAGGGGCUGUGGGGUGAUAAGACUGCCGACGAGUUAUCCUUGGCCGCCUCAGAGAACGGGACUGACAUUGGCCAACCUCCCAAUGUGGAGGGGGCACCCCAAACCUCCCUGGCCCAUGAGAGAGUCCUGGGUGAUGGAGAUGGCAGGAAAGCGAAGGACGGCGUGUCGGGCAAUGCGAACGUCAGCGCAGAGAUCCAGCGCAAGCGGUUCAGGCAUUUCUGCUACCGGGAGACCGAGGGGCCUCGAGAGGUUUGCAGCCGACUCCAGGAGCUCUGCCACCACUGGCUGAGGCCAGAGAGAUGCACCAAGGAGCAGAUCUUAGAGCUGCUGAUCUUGGAGCAGUUCUUGACCAUCCUGCCUCAGGAAAUGCAGAGCUGGGUCAGGGAAGGCGGGCCAGAGACCUGCGGCCAGGCUGUGGCCUUGGCGGAAGAUUUCCUCCUGAGUCGGGAGGAGCGGUGGGAAGAGGGGGUGCUUCUUGGGUCUCCGGAGGAGGAGCAGAGUGGAGCUGCUAUGGAUCCGCUGUCCUUUUCAGACAUCAAGCUGGGUCAAGUCUGCAAAGGAGUCAAGGAAGAAGAGCACGAGGAGGAUCCCAGCUCGGUUGUCGAUGGAACAACAACCCUGACGCUAGAUUCUAAUCCGUCUCCUCUCUGCACCUCUUUGGAUCCAGCUCAGGACCGGGUGACUUUUGAGGAGGUGGCCGUUUGUUUCUUUGAGGAGGAAUGGGCCCUGCUGGAUCGAGACCAGAGAGCUUUGUACAGGGAAGUUAUGAUGGAGAACUAUGAAAAUGUGGCUGCUUUGGGAUUAUGGAUCCCCAAACCGGAUCACAUCUCUUGGCUGGAAGGAGGAGAAGAUGCGUUCAUCCGUGAUUUCAAGGAAACGGAAAGUUUGACAGCUGAUAUAACUGUGAGUGAGAUCAAAGAGGAGGAUCUGAGGCUAGAAAUCACUUGGCCAGAAGAAUCGCUGGAGAUUUUCCCAGGAGGAUUUCAAGAGGACGUUUCCUUACCAUCUCUACUGCACUGUGAGAGUGAUGGCACAGUCAGUGAGAACGAGGAAGAGGUGACUCAUCAGGAUGGCUCUGAGUUGGCAGGAUCACUGAGAACAUUUCCCGGAGGAUCCCUCAGGGAUGCUUUCAUGAAGUCGGAGCCUUGCGAUCAAGGCCACGACUCAGACAGGCAGCAGUGGCACCAGGCUGUAAAUAUGUGGGGCAUCUCCAUCCAGAAAGUGGAGAAUGUCACGGCGGAUCACUUGGGCGUCAUGCCCACAGGGGAGGAGAGCCACAUGUGCCGCAAGUGUGGGCAGACGUUCGAACACCAGUCAGGGCUUAUCGUACACCAAAUGAUCCACACGGCGGAGAGGCCCUAUGAGUGUCUCGAGUGCGGGAAGAGCUUCUGCCAGAGGGAGAAUCUGCUCGCCCACCAGAAAAUCCACUUGGGGGAGAGGCCCUACGAAUGCCUGCAGUGCGGGAAACAUUUCAGCACCAGGUCCCAUCUCAUCACCCACCAGCGGAUCCACACCGGUGAGAAGCCUUACAAAUGCCUCCAUUGCGCCAAAAGCUUCAGCAACAAGUCAUCCCUUGUCACCCACCAGAGGAUCCACACAGGGGAGAAGCCCUACGAAUGCCUUGAGUGCGGGAAAAGCUUUUGUCAGAGCGGCCAGCUGAUCCGGCACCAGAGGAUCCACACAGGAGAGAAGCCCUACGCCUGCCCUCAGUGUGGGAAAGGCUUCUGCCAGAGGGGGCAGCUGAUCAGGCACCAGCGAAUGCACACGGGGGAGAAACCUUUUGAAUGCCUCCAGUGUGGGAAGAACUUCAGCAGGAAAUCGUACCUAGACAUUCACCUCCGCAUGCACACGGGAGAGAAGCCCUACGGGUGCUUGGAGUGCGGGAAAAACUUCUGCCAGAGUGCCCAGCUGAUCCGCCAUCAAAGAAUCCACACAGGGGAAAAGCCCUUUGAGUGCCCAGAGUGUGGGAAAAGCUUCUUUCAGAAAGAAAAGCUGGUAAGGCAUCAGAGGACCCACACAGAGGUAAAACCAUAUGAAUGCUCUGUGUGCCAGAAAACCUUUGUGCGCCAAGAUAAACUCUUUAAUCACCAGAAGUCUCAUGUAGGGUAUGAAAUGUUUUGAAUGAUUU
Heteronotia binoei (common prickly gecko) is the source of this 2756-nucleotide messenger RNA. Its product is annotated as zinc finger protein 383-like. The record is from RefSeq and is a predicted model, not a curated record. Gene Ontology annotation, cellular component: nucleus. Gene Ontology annotation, molecular function: DNA-binding transcription activator activity, RNA polymerase II-specific; RNA polymerase II cis-regulatory region sequence-specific DNA binding. The coding region runs from base 332 to 2749 and encodes 805 amino acids. NCBI's taxonomy places the organism in Eukaryota, Metazoa, Chordata, Lepidosauria, Squamata, Gekkonidae. Gene Ontology annotation, biological process: regulation of transcription by RNA polymerase II. The transcript has 8 exons.